CCUCGGCGACCUGGGCAGCCGGAAGGGAGCAUGGCGGCCGCGGGGGCCGCGGCUACGGACCUAGAGGUGAUCCGGGGCAAGCGUGCCGCGCUGUUCUUCGCCGCGGUGGCCAUCCUCCUGGGACUGCCGCUCUGGUGGAAGACCACGGAGACCUACCGUGCCCCGUUGCCUUACUCGGAGAUCAGUGGGCUGAACGCCCUGCAGCUCCGGCUCAUGGUGCCAGUCACAGUUGUGUUUACUCGGGACUCUGUGCCCCUGGACGACCAGGAGAAGCUACCCUUCACCGUUGUCCACGAGAGAGAGAUCCCUCUGAAAUACAAAAUGAAAAUCAAGUGCCGAUUCCAGAAGGCCUACCGGAGAGCCUUGGACCAUGAGGAGGAGGCACUGUCGCUGGGCAGUGUGCAUGAGGCAGAAGCCAUGUUAGCCGAGCCGGAGAAGCAAGCAGAGGGCUCCCUGACUGUGUACGUGAUCUCAGAACACUCCUCCCUUCUUCCCCAGGACAUGAUGAGCUACAUUGGGCCUGAGAGGACCGCUGUUGUACGGGGCAUAAUGCACCGGGAAGCCUUCAACAUCAUUGGCCGACGCAUAAUCCAAGUAGCCCAGGCCAUGUCUUUGACAGAAGAUGUGCUUGCUGCUGCUCUGGCUGACCACCUCCCAGAGGACAAGUGGAGCUCUGAUAAGAGGCGGCCUCUCAAGUCCAGCUUAGGCUAUGAGAUCACUUUCAGCUUACUCAACCCAGACCCCAAGUCCCACGAUGUCCACUGGGACAUUGAGGGGGCUGUCCAGCGAUAUGUGCAGCCUUUCCUGAAUGGCCUCAGUGCUGCUGGCAAUUUCUCUGUGGACUCUCAGAUCCUUUACUACGCCGUGUUGGGAGUGAACCCCCGCUUUAACCCAGCCUCAGCCAGCUACUACUUGGCCAUGCACAGCCUCCCCCAUGUCAUCAACCCAGUGGAGUCCCGGCUGGGGUCCAGCGCUGCCUCCCUGUACCCUGUGCUCCACUUUCUCCUCUACGUGCCGGAGCUCGCCCACUCGCCCCUAUACAUUCAGGACAAGGAUGGGGCUCCAGUGGCCACCAAUGCCUUCCACAGUCCCCGAUGGGGUGGCAUCAUGGUAUACAACGUCGAUCCCAAGAUCUAUAACGCGUCAGAGCUGCCGGUGAGAGUUGAGGUGGACAUGGCGCAGGUGAUGGAGGUGUUCCUGGCUCAGCUGAGGCUGCUCUUCGGGAUUGCUCAGCCCCAGGUGCCUCCAAAAUGCCUGCUUUCAGGACCAAAGAGUGAAGGAUUCAUGACCUGGGAACUGGACCGACUGCUCUGGGCUCGCUCAGUGGAGAACCUGGCCACGGCCACCACUACCCUCACCUCCCUGGCCCAGCUUCUGGGCAAGAUCAGCAACAUUGUCAUCAAGGAUGGUGUGGCUUCUGAGGUAUAUAGGGCUGUGGCUGCAGUCCAGAAGGCCACGGAGGAGUUAGCCCUUGGGCACCUGUCAUCUGCCUUUGUGGCCAGCCAGGAAGCCGUGACGUCCUCCGAGCGUGCCUUUUUUGAUCCCUCCCUCCUCCACCUCUUGUAUUUCCCUGAUGACCAGAAGUUUGCUAUCUACAUCCCACUCUUUCUGCCUAUGGCUGUGCCCAUCCUCCUGUCUCUGGUCAAGAUCUUUCUGGAAACUCACAAGUCCUGGAAAAAGCCUGAGAAAAUAGACUAAGCCAGGCAUCAUGUCAGAGGAAGCCUUCCUGUCUGGCCAAGCUGGGAGAUGUCUCA
Acomys russatus (golden spiny mouse) is the source of this 1754-nucleotide messenger RNA. RefSeq names its product phosphatidylinositol glycan anchor biosynthesis class S (gene Pigs). Gene Ontology annotation, cellular component: GPI-anchor transamidase complex. Lineage: Eukaryota; Metazoa; Chordata; Mammalia; Rodentia; Muridae. Gene Ontology annotation, biological process: attachment of GPI anchor to protein. The coding region runs from base 31 to 1698 and encodes 555 amino acids. The transcript is spliced from 12 exons. The record is from RefSeq and is a predicted model, not a curated record.